CAAACCCUUUUUAGAAUAGAUCUCUUUUUCUCUCUCUUUCUCGACACACUAAAAGAGUCUACAAAACCCUUAUAUAUACAAGCUAAUCUCUCUCUCUCUCUCUCUAUAUAUAUAUAUAUUCAUAUUAUGGACCAAAUACAAAACCAAAAAGGUUCAUCAAAAGUAGUAGUGCAGAACAUGAACAAGAGGAGGUUAAACGAAGACCAAGUGAGGGUUUUAGAGAGAGACUUCAACUACGACAAGAAGCUAGAGUCGGAGCACAAGCACCAGCUUGCGGAGCAGCUCGGCAUCCCGGCUCGGCAGGUGGCCGUGUGGUACCAGAACAAGCGCGCAAGGUGGCGGACGCAGAGCCUUGAGGUGGACUGCACCACUCUCCAGCAUAGGCUGGACACUGCUUUGGCCGAGAAGAGACGGCUCGAGAGAGAGGUUCGAGUGCUUCGUGGUGAGCUCGACAUGGCUCGCCAAGCUCUGCAAUUAACCAAUAACAAUACCAAUACUAUUUAUUAUGAUAAUAAUAUUCAUAAUAAUAAUGUUGUUUCUUCUUACUGUACUACUACAACAACUACUACUGAUCAAGAACAAGAGCGAGAUGGAAGAAGCUGCUCAAGCUUUUCUGAUAACCCUCAAUAUGAUAAGAAUGUCAUCAAUAAUUAUGAUCAUCAUCAUCUUGAUCAUGAUGAUGAUCAGGUUCUUCAGAUAGAUCAUGACUUCUUUUCUAACUUGAUUGAUUGUUAGUGAUGAUAUUGAUUGUCAUAUAUAUCAAUUUAAUGGCAGCAUUAUAUUACUGUAUAUGUAAACCAUGUGAAGGUGAUUGAUGUUGUAGUGUUAAUUUCCUUUGUUAUGAUUUAUUUUUGGCCCCACAAAUUUAAUGAUAUUGUUGAGUUUUUCUUUUCA
Molecule: messenger RNA, 894 nt
Organism: Humulus lupulus (European hop)
Lineage: Eukaryota; Viridiplantae; Streptophyta; Magnoliopsida; Rosales; Cannabaceae
Product: homeobox-leucine zipper protein ATHB-52-like
Exons: 1
Coding region: 127-735 (202 amino acids)
Biological process (GO): positive regulation of DNA-templated transcription
Cellular component (GO): nucleus
Molecular function (GO): DNA-binding transcription factor activity, RNA polymerase II-specific; sequence-specific DNA binding
Source: RefSeq, a predicted model, not a curated record